UAAAAUCUUUCAUCACAGAGGGUACACAUUUAAAAUUUUGUCAUAUCGUUUAAACAAAGCAGAUAUAAAGAUGUGUUUUGAAAUAACAAAGAUGAUUGUUCUGUACUUCAUUUCAGUUUUACUUGGACUCUGCCUCUGUGUUAAACUUAAAUUGUUUCAAACUGAUCAUCGAGUUACCGCUGUAUCUGAAACUUAUGACAAUCUUUCGUUACUGGACUGCUCGGUUCUCUUUCAAAAUGAUAAAAAAAGAUUUUCUUUCAAUUACAACAAAGAAACGCAGAUUUGUGAAAUGAGUAACAACUUCCCUGAGGGUCUGACAAUUAAUUCUACAGGCUGGAAGGUGUACUCACUAGCAAGCAACUACUAUUUUGGAUCAGCUGAUGUUACGCAGCCGGAAGCUGUGGCAAUCUGUGAUGGUAUGUCUGCGAGACUUGUAAUUAUUGAAAGUCAAGAAGAGUUGGAUUUUCUUGAAACUCAAGUACUAGGCUUUGACCACUGGAUCGGCAUGACGUGUCCCUCUGGUACGAAUUGCAAAUGGGUUGAUGGCAGAAGUGCCGAUUCUGGUUUCACGCAAUGGGCGCCUAACCAGCCAUCCGGUGGUAUGGAUUGUGUAUGGAUUGGUUACCUAGGAAACAGCUUUGAUGAUUUUUAUUGUUAUGCUUCACAUAAAGUACUUUGCGAGUACCUUUAAAAUAUUGUUUCCCUAAAUACUUUAAAUGUGACCAUUUGAAGAUAUAUAUUGCUUUUUUUGUGAAAUGAAUUUGAUAUGUGAAGAUGAAUUAUAAUCUAGGAAAAUAUAGUGUAAUAGAAGGGCAUUUUCAAAAGAAGUAAACCAAGUUUUUAACUUUGAAAUUAAUUUUAUUAUGUUUCUUUAACGGCUUAUCAUUUACAAUUCAAAGUGUCGAUUAGCUUCGUAAUCGUACUCGAAGGCAUGAAAGAACAGUAACGAAAACGAUAUAUCUGUUUGAAUUUACAUUGGGAAUAAUUAGCAAGAUUUUGAUUCAGUACUUGAUGAUAACUUGUUUUUACAUAACACAAAAGUAUGUAUGGUUUUGAUUUAUGUUAUCAUCAGAACAAGUUUGAAUUGUUGUAUUGCUUUCUGUCAUCAGAAUUUAUUUUUAUUUAUGUUGUAUUGCUUUAUGCCAUUAGAACUAUUUUUAUGUAUGUUGUAUUGCUCUAUGUCAUUAGAACUAUAUUUUAUUUAUGUUGUUCUAUUGCUUUAUGUCGCCAUUAGUAGAUUUAUGUUUUAUUGCUUUAUGGCUUGCGAACUAGGUUUUAUUUAUUAUGUAUACAUUGUAUUGUUUUCUUCAGAACUAGUAUUUUUUUGUUUUGUUUAUAAUAUAUUGCUUUAUGUAAACCCUGGGGUUAAAAAAAUUGCUUCACGUACUUACUUUGUGUAAGUAUACAUAAUUCCGAGUAUGUGAAAUGCUUUUUUUACUCGGCAAAUGAUAAUAUUUUCAGAUUUGGAGAUGUUUUCGCCUUUGGAUGAUCAACUACAUGUCGUUUUGUACGCGAACAAAAUAUGU
Ruditapes philippinarum (Manila clam) is the source of this 1526-nucleotide messenger RNA. RefSeq names its product C-type lectin domain family 10 member A-like. Gene Ontology annotation, molecular function: signaling receptor activity. The transcript has 5 exons. The record is from RefSeq and is a predicted model, not a curated record. The coding region runs from base 71 to 691 and encodes 206 amino acids. Lineage: Eukaryota; Metazoa; Mollusca; Bivalvia; Venerida; Veneridae.